Emiliania huxleyi CCMP1516 is the source of this 822-nucleotide messenger RNA. RefSeq lists its product as hypothetical. The coding region runs from base 1 to 822 and encodes 273 amino acids. The record is from RefSeq and is a predicted model, not a curated record. NCBI's taxonomy places the organism in Eukaryota, Haptophyta, Isochrysidales, Noelaerhabdaceae. The transcript is spliced from 2 exons. Gene Ontology annotation, molecular function: NAD+-protein-arginine ADP-ribosyltransferase activity.
AUGUGCGCUCCAAGAGAGGCUGUCCUUCAAGGACUGAUCGACGGCACCGCCGCCGUCAUCCGGGAGGUGAGUGCCGGCGGCACUGACGACGACCGCGAGUGCCUCGACUACAUCCUGCACGCCGAGGCGGGCUCGAGCGAACAAACCUAUCAGGGCGGGCUCAAGCGCGACUGCGACGAACGAGGCAGGGUGCUUGCGUGCCGCACCGUGGCCGACAGCAGCGGCGUGAUGCGCGGGAUGCGGCUAGAGGACUUUGUCUCUCACCGGAGCGCGCGGCUGGCCAACCUGACUGAGGCGCACGUGGUCGCUCUUCGUCUCUAUACUACGCAGGCAAGCUCCUCUGCCUACAAGAGCAUAAACAACCCGCUGCGCGACAAGGACCGCUUCUUGCGCGGCGAGCCGCACAUGCUGCCAGUGACGGUCGCACUAAUCCGUGAUGCGCUCGGCAAGCUGCGGGCGGUCGAGGCGGACCACUCGCGCGAUUCCGCAUUGCGUCGCGUCUACCUCUACCGUGGCAUGAAGGACGUCACGGCGCCGGCCGACUUCAUGGAGCAGGGCGGGACGGAGCUCGCGCCCAUGUCGACCACAUCGGACCUCAGCGUCGCGAUGAAGUACUCUGCGAGCGUCAAGGCGGUGCUGCUGCGGCUCAUCACCGACUCCUUCUACGAGCGCGGCCCUAACAUAAGCUUCCUCUCCGCCUUCCCCGGCGAGGCGGAGUUCCUCUUCCCACCGCUGACGUACCUGCAACCGACCGGCGACGUCGAGACGGUGGUGGUCGAGGGGCUUUCCUACGAGGUGGUGGACGUGCGGCCGCGGAUCUGA